AUGACUUCGUCGUCACGGAAGCGGUUGUCCGCCAGCGUAUCGAGUGUCAUGUACACCAAUGCCGUCUACUUUCCGAACUCCAAGAUAUACAGCGGCGCCACGCCCGGUAUGAUGAACUACAGCUGUAUAAAUCACGUGUAUUACGCUUUUGCCAAUGUCGCGGCGGACGGGUCUGUCUUUCUGAGCGAUGAGUGGGCAGACGCACAAGCUCCGUGUGACGGCGUCCACGGCGGGCUGGGUUCCCUGAUGCACCUCAAGCAGGCCCAUCCGCAUCUGCGCGUGAUCUUGUCCAUCGGCGGCGGCUCAUCCAGCGACACGUUCCCCGUAGUUGCGUCCGACACGUUACUACGAGACAACUUUGCACGGUCAGCACGAGGACUGGUGGAGGCGUCCGGUCUAGACGGCAUUGACAUCGACUGGGAAUACCCUAUGGAUCUCCAGCAGGGCGCCGACUUCAUUGCGCUCCUUGCCAGCGUCCGAAUUCAUCUUCCCGAAGAUGAGUUCAUCGUCACAGCCGCCCUGCCAUCUGUUCUGCCCGUCCUUCAGAACAUCGACAUCGCACAGGCCGCCCCGUACGUAGACUUUGUUAAUCUGAAAGCGUACGACUUCUUUGGCCACUGGACGCAACGGAGCGGACACCACGCGCAGCUAUACUCGAUGCAGAAGGACGAGGCCUCGGGCUCCUCUGGCGUGUCGUACCUGGUGGCUCACGGCUGCCCACCGAAGAAGAUCCUACUGGGCAUUCCCGUCUAUGGGCGCAGUUUCCUAGGGGUCAGCGGGCCGGGCCAUCGCCACAGGGGCGCCGGAGGGGACGACGGGUCGUUCGAGUACAGCCAGCUCCCGCGGAAGAACGCGAAGGAGUUGGUGGACAAGCGGCUAGGUGCGGCCGGGUGUGUGGGCGGCGACGGGGGCUUCGUGAGCUACGACACGCCCGAGACGGUCAAGAUCAAGGCGGCGUAUUGCAAGGAGAAGGGCUUAGGUGGAUUGUUCUACUGGACGGGCCCUGCGGAUUCUCGUGACAAGGCGCGAAGUCUAAUCGCGGCAGGUUUCCGCGCGUUGCACAGUUCGUGA
Molecule: messenger RNA, 1071 nt
Organism: Anthostomella pinea
Lineage: Eukaryota; Fungi; Ascomycota; Sordariomycetes; Xylariales; Xylariaceae
Source: the annotation of a GenBank genome assembly